CAUCCCGGAAGAAGAGCGGUAGUAGAAAAGGACUUCCGGAUGCUGGUGCGGGCCUCGUCAGCGCGACACACAGAGCAGACAUGACGAAGUUAACACAGUGGCUUUGGGGACUGGCGCUCCUGGGCUCUGCCUGGGCUGCCCUGACCAUGGGAGCACUGGGUCUGGAGUUGCCCUUCCCCUGCCGGGAGGUCCUGUGGCCACUGCCUGCCUACCUGUUGGUGACCGCUGGCUGCUAUGCCCUGGGCACUGUGGGCUAUCGCGUAGCUACAUUUCACGACUGUGAGGACGCCGCCCGAGAACUGCAGAGCCAGAUCGUGGAGGCGCGAGCUGAUUUAGCCCGCAGGGGGCUGCGCUUCUGACUCCUAAACCCUUUCCAGCCUGGACACCUCUCCUCAUUCCUCAUUAAAAUGCAGUUUUAUUUUCUAA
This is a messenger RNA of Apodemus sylvaticus (European woodmouse), 426 nucleotides long. It is a transcript of the gene Dpm3, whose product is annotated as dolichyl-phosphate mannosyltransferase subunit 3, regulatory. The coding region runs from base 81 to 359 and encodes 92 amino acids. The transcript is spliced from 2 exons. Gene Ontology annotation, cellular component: dolichol-phosphate-mannose synthase complex; endoplasmic reticulum membrane. Gene Ontology annotation, biological process: GPI anchor biosynthetic process. The record is from RefSeq and is a predicted model, not a curated record. NCBI's taxonomy places the organism in Eukaryota, Metazoa, Chordata, Mammalia, Rodentia, Muridae.